CAGACAGACGUUUUGUGAGCGUGCGCUCAGAGCGGGAAAGAAGGCAGUGGGACUCCGGCGGUCAGAGAGAGGAGACAGGGAAAGAAGACAGUGAGACUCCGGCGGUCAGAGAGAGGAGACAGGGAAAGAAGACAGUGAGACUCCGGCGGUCAGAGAGAGGAGACAGGGCAAGAAGACAGUGGGACUCCGGCGGUCAGAGAGAGGAGACAGGGAAAGAAGACAGUGGGACUCCGGCGGUCAGAGAGAGGAGACAGGGAAAGAAGACAGUGGGACUCCGGCGGUCAGAGAGAGGAGACAGGAAAAGAGAGAGAACUUCGUGCGUUCUACUACACACAGUCACAGGAUAAGGACGAGUGCGUAGACAGUUAUUAUAGACAUUUUUGGGUGUCUUCUUUUUAAAUCAACGUUUGCACGUGAGAUUACGGUUGUAGUGGGUGUAAAGGAACUAGAAAAGCAUCGGAGGAAUGUAUCCAGCUCGAGCAACAGUGACCCACCGUCCCCCGAGAUGUCAGCUCCACAUUAUCCGAACCAUCGUGCUACUCCUGGCUGUCCUAGAGAUGACUGCGACACGGUCUGAUUUCCACCACGACCCCAGUGUUGUGGCCCCCUCCACUUGGAACAGCUCAGCUCUCUUCUUGCGUCUGGAGGCUCCUAUGAACAACAUCACCACGUCUCUGGGCCAGACAGCAGAGCUGCUGUGUCGUGUGUCCGGUCACCCCACUCCCACGGUGCGCUGGCUAAAGAACGACGCCCCCGUGGUCCAGGAGCCUCGCCGGAUCUCCUACCGACCAACGCCCUACGGCUCCCGCCUCCGCAUCCGUAACCUGGACACUACAGACACAGGCUACUUCCAGUGUGUGGCCACUAACAGCUACGGCAUCGUCUCCACCACAGGAGUACUCUUCGUCAAGUUUGAUCCACUCCCUACACCAUUGCCAGGGAGGCCCUAUCCUGAUGAUUUUGAUGAGGAGGGGUUCUGCCAACCGUACAGGGGAGUGGCCUGUUCUCGCUUCAUAGGAAACCGCAGCAUCUUCGUUGACUCUCUGCAGAUGCAGGGUGAGAUUGAGACCCAGAUCACAGCCGCCUUCACCAUGAUCGGAACGUCCAACCACCUGUCGGACCGCUGCUCCCUGUUCGCCAUCCCGUCUCUGUGCCACUUUGCCUUCCCUACAUGUGACCGCAGCUCUGGGACAGACAAGCCCAGGGACCUGUGUAAGGACGAGUGUGAGAUCCUAGAGAAUGACCUGUGUAAGACCGAGUACAUCAUCGCCCGUUCCAACCCCAUCAUCCUGAAGAGACUGAAACUACCUAACUGUGAGGACCUGGCGGGACACACCAGCCCAGAGGCUGCCAACUGCAUGAGGAUCGGGAUCCCCAUGGUCGAGCCCUUCAACAAGAACCACAGGUGUUUCAACAGCAGUGGUUCAGACUUCCGCGGGACGGUCAGUAAGACCAAGUCAGGUCGUCAGUGCCAGCCCUGGAACUCCCAGUACCCUCACAGUCACACCUACCUGGCGGUACAAUACCCCGAGCUCAGCGGAGGACACUCCUACUGCCGUAACCCCGGCAACAAGCAGGAGGGACCAUGGUGUUUCACGCUGGACGAGGGGGUCCGCUUGGAACUAUGUGACAUCCCUGUUUGUGAUUAUAAGGAGAAGCGUGGGGGAAGUAACAUGGAGAUUCUGUACAUCCUAGUCCCGAGCAUAGCCAUCCCUCUGUCUAUCGCCCUCCUUUUCUUCUUCAUCUGUUUGUGUCGUAACAACCAGAAGGCUUCUCGCCCCCCAGCCCCCAGACAGCCCAAACCUGUCAGGGGACAGAACGUUGAGAUGUCCAUGCUCACCAACUACAAACCCAAGAGUAAGGCCAAGGAGCUCCCCCUAUCCGCAGUGCGUUUCAUGGAGGAGCUAGGUGAAUGUACAUUUGGUAAGAUCUACAAGGGCCACCUGUACAUGCCUGGUAUGGAGCAUGCCCAGCUGGUGGCCAUCAAGACCCUGAAGGACUACUCCAGCCCUGGCCAGUGGGGGGACUUCCAACAGGAGGCAUCAGUCAUGGCUGAGCUGCACCAUCACAAUGUGGUGUGUAUUUUGGGGGUAGUGACCCAGGAACAGCCUGUCUGCAUGCUGUUUGAGUUCCUGAACCAGGGGGACCUCCAUGAGUUCCUCAUCAUGCGUUCUCCUCACUCUGACGUGGGCUGUAGUAGUGAUGAGGACGGGACCAUCAAGUCCGUCCUGGACCACGGAGACUUCCUGCACCUGGCCAUCCAGGUGGCUGCUGGUAUGGAAUACCUGGCCAGUCACUGCUUCGUCCAUAAGGACCUGGCAGCCCGUAACAUCCUAGUGGGGGAACGGCUCCACGUCAAGAUAUCCGACCUGGGUCUGUCCCGAGAGAUCUAUGCCUCCGACUACUACAGGGUCCAGCCCAAGGCUUUACUCCCGAUCCGAUGGAUGCCUCCUGAGUCCAUGGCCUAUGGGAAGUUCACAUCGGAGUCAGAUAUCUGGGCGUUUGGCGUGGUGCUGUGGGAGAUCUUCAGCUACGGCCUGCAGCCCUACUACGGCUUCAGCAACCAGGAGGUCAUGGAGAUGGUGAGGAAACGCCAGCUGCUGCCCUGCCCAGAGGACUGCCCCCCCAGGGUCUUCAGCCUGAUGACAGAGUGCUGGCAGGAGGGCCCAGCGAGGCGUCCGCGGUUUAAGGAUAUCCACUGUCGUCUCCGGGCCUGGGAGGGGCUGUCAUCCCACGCCAGUUCUACUACCCCAUCAGGAGGUGGGGGCAACGCCACCACCCAGACCACCUCGUUGAGUGCUAGUCCUGUCAGUAACCUCAGCAAUCCACGCUACGCCGCUGCAGGCUACCUCUACCCAGCCCAGGGGAUACCCGCGCCAGGUCAUCCGGGCCACCAAAUGGCAGGCUGGACCCCAAUGACCCAUGGAGCACCCAUGGCCCAGAACCAGCACCAACACCAAUGCUUCAUCCCUGUCAACGGCUACCCCAUACCCCCAGGCUAUGCUGCCUUUCCUGCAGCCCACUUCCAGGCCCAGGGCCCCCCCAGGGGGGUGCAACACCUCCCCCCGCCCAAGAGCAGAUCUCCCAGCAGUGCUAGCGGCUCCACCAGCACCGGUCAUGUGGCCAGCUUGCCGUCCACGGGGUCUAAUCACGAUGCGAACACGCCACUGCUGUCACACUGCGUGGCGAUAUCUGCCCUGCCAGGGGGCGGGACCAUGCAGGUGUACGGACACAUGUCCCAGAAGGCUUUGCAACAGAUGGACCCCUCGCAGACGUCCGCGCUGCUGGCCGACGCCAACAGACUCAUGUACAGCGAUUCAAUCAUCACCGCUGACGUGUAAAACACUACAGACCUGGACUUUAUAAUAUCUCAUCUGGCCGACGCCAACAGACUCAUGUACAGCGAUUCAAUCAUCACCGCUGAGUGUAAAACACUACAGACCUGGACUUUAUAAUAUCUCAUCUGGCUGAUUUCAUGCUUUGUUUCAUUUUACCUGUUUUCUUUGUUUUUCUAAUAAAAUUAUUAUAAUUAUUGUUUCAACUUUUUACUCUACUUGUAAAUACAUGUACGUAAAUCCAGAAUGAAUGAAAUGCAAAGAUUUAUAUUCAAUUAACUUGUUUUAAUAAGAGAGCUAGAAGUCGUGGCCUGCCUCCUAUUCUGAAACUCAAACUGCCUGAAUAGACUCUUAAUGAAUCUACUCUACCUGCCUGGAUAGACUCUUAAUGAAUCUACUCUACCUGCCUGGAUAGACUCUUAAUGAAUCUACUCUCCCUGCCUGGAUAGACUCUUAAUGAAUCUACUCUACCUGCCUGGAUAGACUCUUAAUGAAUCUACUCUCCCUGCCUGGAUAGACUCUUAAUGAAUCUACUCUCCCUGCCUGGAUAGACUCUUAAUGAAUCUACUCUACCUGCCUGGAUAGACUCUUAAUGAAUCUACUCUCCCUGCCUGGAUAGACUCUUAAUGAAUCUACUCUCCCUGCCUGGAUAGACUCUUAAUGAAUCUACUCUACCUGCCUGGAUAGACUCUUAAUGAAUCUACUCUACCUGCCUGGAUAGACUCUUAAUGAAUCUACUCUACCUGCCUGGAUAGACUCUUAAUGAAUCUACUCUACCUGCCUGGAUAGACUCUUAAUGAAUCUACUCUACCUGCCUGGACAGACUCUUAGUAAACUCUGAAUCAGACACUUCUUGAUUUUCUGGAGCACUUUAGGGCUGUUCUGCAGUAGGGUGUGGUGUUGUUGGACUGGAGGGGCCAUGUUCUGCACAGCACUAUGCAAUAACAUAGCACUCAUACCCUCUGCAUCACUCUCCACAGUUAUGUGCCUCCACAGUUAUGUGCCUCCACAGUUAUGUGCCUCCACAGUCUCCACAGUUAUGUGCCUCCACAGUUAUGUGCCUCCACAGUCUCCACAGUUAUGUGCCUCCACAGUUAUGUGCCUCCACAGUCUCCACAGUUAUGUGCCUCCACAGUUAUGUGCCUCCACGGUCUCCACAGUUAUGUGUGUCCACUAGACUCUCUUCUCAAUACAGGGUUCUCUUCAUAUUUCACUGAUGUAGAGGUACUAGGACUGAAUCAGACGAUUGUUUAACCAGCCAUACUUCUCUCUCCAAUCUGUGAUAAUGUCUCUUUUCCCCUCUAUCACCCUCUUACAAUAGAUCAGUUAUGCAAUAUGGCUCUUACAUUGGCUCUGCAGUCUUUGAUCUAUCCAUUUAUUGUUGUUUUUAUGAUAUGAAGAAAUAGUACUGAUACAUGUAUGUUCAUCAUAACUUCUUUCUCAAAGCAAUCAAUAUAACAAUAAUGUCUGACAGUAGGGUGAAGGAAUGAUCAAAUAUAGGUAUGAAUCUGAAAUCCAACCACAUUUUACCAGACAGCUCACAAAAUCAGCUACAAUACAGUAUAUUUCACCUCACUUUAAAGUGUUUGUUGCUAUGCAACUACUUAGUACAAAUACUCAUUGUUUGCCUGUACAGAAAGAGAACAAGCACUUGCCUUCCAUACUUACUUUAGUAUAAUACACAUCUCUUCCAUACUUACUUUAGUAUAAUACACAUCUCUUCCAUGCUUACUUUAGUAUAAUACACAUCUCUUCCAUACUUACUUUAGUAUAAUACACAUCUCUUCCAUGCUUACUCUGGUAUAAUACACAUCUCUUCCAUGCUUACUUUAGUAUAAUACACAUCUCUUCCAUACUUACUUUAGUAUAAUACACAUCUCUUCCAUGCUUACUUUAGUAUAAUACACAUCUCUUCCAUGCUUACUUUAGUAUAAUACACAUCUCUUCCAUACUUACUUUAGUAUAAUACACAUCUCUUCCAUGCUUACUUUAGUAUAAUACACAUCUCUUCCAUGCUUACUUUAGUAUAAUACACAUCUCUUCCAUACUUACUUUAGUAUAAUACACAUCUCUUCCAUGCUUACUUUAGUAUAAUACACAUCUCUUCCAUGCUUACUUUAGUAUAAUACACAUCUCUUCCAUGCUUACUUUAGUAUAAUACACAUCUCUUCCAUACUUACUCUGGUACAAUACACAUCUCUUCCAUGCUUACUUUGGUACAAUACACAUCUCUUCCAUGCUUACUUUGGUACAAUACACAUCUCUUCCAUGCUUACUCUGGUACAAUACACAUCUCUUCCAUGCUUACUCUGGUACAAUACACAUCUCUUCCAUGCUUACUUUGGUAUAAUACACAUCUCUUCCAUGCUUACUCUGGUAUAAUACACAUCUCUUCCAUGCUUACUCUGGUAUAAUAUAUGCCAUUUAGCAGACGCUUUUAUCCAAAGCGACUUACAGUCAUGUGUGCAUACAUUCUACGUAUGGGAGGUCCCGGGAAUCGAACCCACUACCCUGGCGUUACAAGCGCCAUGCUCUACCAAUUGAGCCACAGAAGGACAAUACACAUCUCUUCCAUACUUACUCUGGUAUAAUACACAUAUCUUCCAUGCUUACUCUGGUAUAAUACACAUCUCUUCCAUACUUACUCUGGUAUAAUACACAUCUCUUCCAUGCUUACUUUAGUAUAAUACACAUCUCUUCCAUACUUACUCUGGUACAAUACACAUCUCUUCCAUGCUUACUUUGGUACAAUACACAUCUCUUCCAUGCUUACUUUGGUACAAUACACAUCUCUUCCAUGCUUACUCUGGUAUAAUACACAUCUCUUCCAUGCUUACUCUGGUACAAUACACAUCUCUUCCAUGCUUACUUUGGUACAAUACACAUCUCUUCCAUGCUUACUCUGGUAUAAUACACAUUUCUUCCAUACUUACUCUGGUACAAUACACAUCUCUUCCAUGCUUAUUUUAGUAUAAUACACAUCUCUUCCAUGCUUACUUUAGUAUAAUACACAUCUCUUCCAUGCUUACUUUAGUAUAAUACACAUAUCUUCCAUACUUACUUUAGUAUAAUACACAUCUCUUCCAUGCUUACUCUGGUAUAAUACACAUCUCUUCCAUGCUUAUUUUAGUAUAAUACACAUCUCUUCCAUGCUUACUUUGGUACAAUACACAUCUCUUCCAUGCUUACUUUGGUACAAUACACAUCUCUUCCAUGCUUACUCUGGUAUAAUACACAUCUCUUCCAUGCUUACUCUGGUAUAAUACACAUCUCUUCCAUGCUUACUCUGGUACAAUACACAUCUCUUCCAUGCUUACUCUGGUAUAAUACACAUCUCUUCCAUGCUUACUCUGGUAUAAUACACAUCUCUUCCAUGCUUACUCUGGUAUAAUACACAUCUCUUCCAUGCUUACUCUGGUACAAUACACAUCUCUUCCAUGCUUACUCUGGUAUAAUACACAUCUCUGUCAUGUUAAGCACAUCGUUAUUUUUUAUCAGGGUAGAAAGUCAGUGAAGUAUGAUGACUGUGUUAAUUUGGGUUCUACUAUCCUGGACAUUUCUAGGAUGUGUCAGUUAGUGUCCAGAGGUACUUUCCCUUUAGGUUCUUUUAGAUGUUUAUAUUACACAUCUCUUUCUUUCUCUAAAGCAGUUCUACCUACCUAGGUAUCUGGAGUUUUAUACAGGUAUCCUCUGAUGUUAUAUGAAUUUAAGUGUGUGUAUAUAUCAGUUCAAAACCACUUAAACACAAGACUGUGAACCUUGGGACUGGCUAUUUUGUCUUGGGCAAAAUAUCAUUCUUGUGCUGUUUUUAUUUUGUUAGAAAGUUUUAUGUUAGAUCAGUUUCUUUUUCUUGGACAGUCUUUUUCAAACAGCAUUUUUAGAUUACAGUGUAUUCAUCAGAAAGGUUUACAUGCAUAAUAUUCGAUUUACCAAGAGGCCUUGUCUUUGUAUUUUAUGAAGAUGUUUGCACAAAUGUUUUGUAUGGCAAAAUCAUUAUUAAAUAAUUACAUUGUUUGGUCA
Molecule: messenger RNA, 7355 nt
Organism: Oncorhynchus keta (chum salmon)
Lineage: Eukaryota; Metazoa; Chordata; Actinopteri; Salmoniformes; Salmonidae
Gene: ror1
Product: receptor tyrosine kinase-like orphan receptor 1
Exons: 13
Coding region: 465-3341 (958 amino acids)
Biological process (GO): cell surface receptor protein tyrosine kinase signaling pathway; multicellular organism development; protein phosphorylation
Cellular component (GO): signaling receptor complex
Molecular function (GO): protein binding; protein kinase activity; ATP binding
Source: RefSeq, a predicted model, not a curated record